Messenger RNA from Brienomyrus brachyistius, 2188 nucleotides. It is a transcript of the gene slc67a1, whose product is annotated as solute carrier family 22 member 18. Bases 1 to 1245 code for a protein of 414 amino acids. The transcript is spliced from 10 exons. Gene Ontology annotation, biological process: transmembrane transport. The record is from RefSeq and is a predicted model, not a curated record. Gene Ontology annotation, molecular function: transmembrane transporter activity. Lineage: Eukaryota; Metazoa; Chordata; Actinopteri; Osteoglossiformes; Mormyridae.
AUGUCGGACCCAAAACCGCAUUCAAAGACAAACACCCCGGACCCAGAGUCCGCUAACAAACUGAACCGAGUGCUCGGUAUCACCUAUCUUAUAGCGACACUGGACAUCACAUGGCUCUUCGUCCAGUUUUCUAUAACUCCCUACUUAGCAAAAAGGCUGGGAUUUGACACCUUGUGGUUUGGAUACUUACAAACCAUGGUAGGAGUAAUUCAGCUUUUGGGAGGCCCUAUAUUUGGCAGGUUUGCUGACCUGUUUGGGGCACGGACAGCCCUGGCUCUCUCCUCUUUAGCGUCUGUGGUGUAUUUCAUCCUGCUGGCAGUCGCUAACAGCGUCCCCAUGCUCUUCCUCCAUAAGCUGCCAGCCAUCUUCAUGCACGCCUUGCCAGGAACUCAGAUGGUCGUGGCAGACCUAACAGAGCCAGAGAAGCGGGCAGCAGCCCUGGCCAAACUGGGCCUUUGUUUUGGAUUUGGGAUGAUCACAGGCUCCUCUCUGGGGGGCACUCUCAGCACACGCUAUGGGGAGACCUUCGCAGCUUGUGUGGCAGCUGCUGGAAGUCUUUUCAGCUUCGUCCUAGUUUUGAAGUUCAUCCCGAAACAUACCAAAAAGCAGACUAUUGAAAAUGAUGAUUCUUCAGAAAGGGGAGUAGCUGGUUCGGUGUUCAACCUCGCAAAGAUCGCUAGGCUAGUGAAUUUCCCUGGUGUGACGAAGAUCUUCACUGUAAAGAUCAUUUCGGGUCUGCCUGGCGGUGUGUUCCAGGUCAUGUUCUCUAUAAUCGCCAUGGACUUCUUUCAGCUUGAGGCUGAGCAGACUGGGUACCUCAUGGCCUACAUUGGAAUCAUACAAAUGGUGAUACAGGGCGGUGUGAUUGGAAGGCUGACAUCCAAGUUCUCUGAAAACUUGUUGCUUCUGUUCUCCGUUGGUCUGACUAGCCUAGUGGGCUUAAUGCAGAUGCUGAUGACCAGUGUGGUGCAGUUCUGCUUCAUAGUCAUUCCCAUGAUGCUCUCCCUCAGUGUGUUUAAUGUCAUCACGGAUAGUAUUCUGACCAAAAGUGUGCCUUCCUCAGACACAGGAACAAUGCUGGGUAUGUGUGCCUCUGUGCAGUCUUUGCUCCGCACCAUGGGACCAACCAUUGGAGGAUUUCUAUACCAGACCUAUGGAGUGGCUUCUUUUGGUUGCAUCCAGUUUUGUAUCAACUUUUUAGUGUUCAGCUACCUCUUAAAAAGUAGCAGAAUAAAAAAUAAAUAAUAAACUAGGAAAGCACUUGAUCUUUAAAGAUGCCUAACAAUUACAAUGAUGUUUUGUCAUUUUUCAAUCACUUUAUCAUAUAUGCCUAUUUAGUUAAUUGGCUGUUUUUGUAGUUUGCAUUACUUCUUAUCCAGUACUGGAUCACAGGCCUGGAGCCUAUCCCAGCUAGCAAUGGGCACGAAGCAGGGAACAUCCCUAGAUAGGGGGCCAGCCCAUCGCAAGGCACACUUACACACCAUUCACACCUACGGGCAAUUUAGCAACUCCAAUUAGCCCCAGCAUGUUUUUGGACUGUGGGGGGAAACCGGAGUACCUGGAGGAAAGCCCACGACGACAGAGGGAGAGCAUGCAAACUCCACACACAUGUAACCCAGGCGGAGACUCGAACCCAGGUCCCAGAGCUGUGAGGCAACAGUGCUAACCACUGCACCAUCAUGCCACCCCAACUGAAAUAAUUAUAAUCAUAAUUUUAAAUAACCAUGAUUUGUUCUUAAUGGAUCAAUUCAUUGAAGAAUAUGAUUUACUUGUCCAUGAAUGUUGUGUUUAAUAUUCCCAAAUAAAAUGAAAAAUCUUAUAUAAAAUGAGCACAUUUUGAAAGAAAUAAAAAAUGGCAGUUGUUACCGUGUUGCUACUCGCUAAAGAAGAAAGAAAAACUCGGUAAGGCUCAGUAUAAGCCACCAUAUUACCGUGGCUUUGCUCUAUAAAUUGCAUGCAAAGGCGAAUGUGAUUUCUUAGAUUUUCCUUCGUGUUCAAUGAGAUGUUUGCGCUGCGUCGUAUUAGAAAAACUAAUUUGCCCGUCCCUGUUUCGGUAAUUAUUACUUUCAUGCCGUGAUUGUACCAUGUGCUUAUAAAUUAUGUAUGUGAAUGCAAAUUGUCGUUGGGGAGAAGUGUCCACUAAAUGAAAAAAUAUUAAGCAAUAAAAAUGGUAAAUUGACCCAUACAA